Messenger RNA from Nannochloropsis gaditana CCMP526, 882 nucleotides. RefSeq lists its product as uncharacterized. The record is from RefSeq and is a predicted model, not a curated record. The transcript is spliced from 2 exons. Gene Ontology annotation, cellular component: membrane. Bases 1 to 882 code for a protein of 293 amino acids.
AUGGCUACCAGCAAACCUCUAUACCGUCCGGACAUGAACACGGAAAUAGCUAGUAGCGACGUCCUCUUCCAUGUGGACAUAGCAGCGACUGCUAAUCAGCCGGAGCCUGACCUUUUCAAUGCGCUUUCUAGGUUGCUCCAGGAGACAAGCAUCAUUGAAGUCGCGUACAGUUUCCAGGAGCAGACGGCGUACCUAGCAACGCUGUAUACCAUGUUGGUAUUGGGUAUCGUACUUUUUCUCCUACGAUACGCAAAUCGCAGCCUUUUUCGUUGGCACACGUGGGUAAAUAUCUUUGUCUCCUACUACUGUGCCAUCGGUAUUCUCGUCCUCAUCCCGCUCGACCUGGCCGUGACCAAACUCCAACGGGAGGCAAGGACGGUGGAGUCCUAUGAUCUCCUGUCUAUCUAUUCAAACAGCCUCUUUUUCCUCUAUGGAUGCUUGUUUUGGCCGGCCCAGGUGGUCGCGGGCGUGCUCCUGUAUUUCUUCGAGGAGUACAACGAAAGCGGGUACUUCACGGUUACCAAUCGUAUACUCGACGCCCUUAGAAACAUCGGACGCUUUUUGCUCCUUUGUUUGCUUGUGGGUGGCGUGGGGUUCGGGAUUUUGCUGGGAAGAGGCUACGUCUCGGAUGAGAAGGCUCUCUUGGUCACGGUUGUAACCGUCAACAACACGUACGGCUUGAUUGCCAUCAUGUCCACCCUCCACGCUCAUCGUCCUCAACCUCUUGUCCCUCGCCUUCAUUGCCUACGUCAUCCUCUUCGCCCUUUCUCAACUCCGCGUGGCCGACGUAAUGGAAAUCGCGCCAGGCCGAAAGACCAGUCCCAAGUCCCUCUCCUGCCAUGCUCGGCUCUCCUGCAAGCUAGCCCCUCCUUUGGCGUAUAA